Molecule: messenger RNA, 903 nt
Organism: Didymodactylos carnosus
Lineage: Eukaryota; Metazoa; Rotifera; Eurotatoria; Philodinida; Philodinidae
Source: the annotation of a GenBank genome assembly
AUGACUGCAUCUUCAACGUUGUUGAAACAUCCAUUUAAAGAUAAACAUCAUCCUGUACUUCUAACAAUUUGGAAUACGAAAGGAGAUGGACGGGCACGAAUUGCUAAAUUAAAAGAUUUAGUUGAUGGUGGAACAACUGUAAAUGCUCAAUACGACAUUUUACAUGAACAAACCGGAGAGCCAAAAGCAAAAGUGACACCGCUCAUCAUUGCUUGUUUUGAAGGUGAUCUUGAUUUAAUCAAAUUUCUUCUCGAUAAUAAGGCUGAUCCAAAUCAAACUGAAAGUGAACAUAAUUUGACUCCCAUUCAUGUCUUAUGCGAUGCUCCUUAUAAAGGACAAACAUUGACGGAUCGUGCUGAUUUAAUUCAUCUAAUGGUUAAAAAAGGUGCCGAUGUCAAUCAUUUAGAUAAACAUAAUAUGGCAUCAAUCCAUAAGGCUGUUAUUCAUAAUCAUGUCGAUUGCACGCAAGCUUUAUUGGAAGAAAAAGCAAAUCCAAAUAUUGCUUUGGAGGGAGAUACAGCAUUAGUUAUUGCAGCCAGAAAUGGACAAAGUAAAAUCUUAAAACUUUUAUUGAAUAAUAAAGAGACAAAAAUUGAUGUUCGAAAUGAACACGGUGGAACAGUUUUACAUUUUGCUGCUGCUGGUAUGAUUGAUAGUCCAGAAUGUGUUGAAUUAUUACUUGGUCAAGGUAUUAAUGUCAAUAUUCAAGAUUCAAAAAUGAACACACCGGCAAUGAUCGCUUGUUUCUUCAAUAAACCACGAAUUCUUACAGCAUUGAUAAAUGCUGGUGCUGAUAUCACAAUAAAAAAUAAUGAAGGGAAAGAUUGUCAUGCAGUAACAGUCGAUAGAGAUGUCGAAGAUUGUAAACAAAUAAUCGAAAAUGAAUUUGCUAAAAGAAAAUAA